CCAGCCUCUGUUCUAGUUGGUCUGAGGGCACAGGGAGCCAUCUGUCCACUCUGAGGAUAACUGACAACAAAGGGGACAAACAUUGGACAUGGACUACAAAACAAAGGGCUGUUCAUUUCAGAGACACCAGAAACAAAACAGACAACCAUUUUCUAUAUAAGAGUGUUAACUUUAAAGCAUAGAAAACGAAGAAUGUCUGAUAAGGAAGAAAUGGCUUCUGAUGGGAGUCUGAACGUUACACUGACGCUGAGACUGCUGAUGCACGGAAAGGAAGUUGGCAGCAUAAUUGGAAAGAAAGGAGAAACAGUGAAAAAAAUGAGAGAGGAGAGUGGUGCUCGCAUUAACAUAUCAGAGGGAUCGUCUCCAGAGAGGAUAGUUACUAUCACAGGACCUACAGAGGCCAUCUUUAGAGCUUUCUCCAUGAUCACACAGAAGUUUGAGGAGGAUAUUACUGCAGCAAUGACAAACAGCAACUUGACAAGCAAGCCACCGGUGACACUUCGCCUGGUUUUCCCAGGGAGUCAGUGUGGCUCACUGAUUGGAAAAGGAGGCUCAAAGAUCAAAGAGAUCAGAGAGUCCACAGGAGCUCAGAUUCAGGUGGCAGGAGACAUGCUGCCAGACUCUACAGAGAGGGCUGUCACAAUCUCUGGCAUGCCACAGGCCAUCACUCAGUGUGUAAGACACAUCUGCUCUGUCAUGCUGGAGUCUCCACCAAAAGCAGCAACUAUCCCCUACCGUCCCAAGGUCAUACCUGCAGGAGCCCAUGCAAUAUUAGCACCACAGCACUCUACAGCCUUUGCGAUUCCAGGGCAGUACGCUUUUGCACAUCAAGAUUUGACCAAGCUUCACCAGUUGGCUAUGCAGCAUAUCCCCCUCCCCUCCCUUGGGCAGAACAACCCUACCUUCCCUGGACUGGAUGCAACUGCCCCCACAAAUUCACAUGAGCUGGCAAUACCCAAUGAUUUUAUUGGCUGCAUAAUUGGAAGACAAGGCAGCAAGAUCAAUGAGAUUCGCCAGGUCUCUGGAGCUCAUAUCAAAAUUGCCAGUGCCACUGAUGGCUCAGCCAUGCGCCAAGUCACGAUCACAGGCUCACCAGCCAGCAUCAGCGUGGCCCAGUACCUCAUCAAUGCCAGCUUAGAGAUGGCUAAAUACACCAUGCAGGCUGCUUCCUCUGCAACCCCCGUUGACCUCAACCUGACCUUCUCUCAGUCUGCUCCCACUGCCUCCACUGCUGCUACGUCUAUGGCCGUCCUGGCAGCCACCACCCCAGCCCCAACCACCAUUAACGUCCACUCUCCCUCCACCUUAUCAACCAUUCAAAACCCACACUAUGCUGUCCCCAUUUCUAGUUUGCUUGGCAUGAAAGCUCUCCCUGUCCUGGCUGUCCACCCAGCAACCUCUAGCCUAAUGCAGGGUUUAUCCCCUUACACUGCAAAAAUGCCAACCUCCAGCAUCAAAAAAUCUGAGCGGCAGAAGUUUGCUCCUUAUUGA
This is a messenger RNA of Monopterus albus (swamp eel), 1491 nucleotides long. Its product is annotated as poly(rC)-binding protein 3. Gene Ontology annotation, molecular function: RNA binding. Lineage: Eukaryota; Metazoa; Chordata; Actinopteri; Synbranchiformes; Synbranchidae. The transcript is spliced from 13 exons. The coding region runs from base 193 to 1491 and encodes 432 amino acids. The record is from RefSeq and is a predicted model, not a curated record.